AUGGUGAUAGAAUUAGUCCUUAUCCUAAUAAUGGCUUCUGCCUACAGAUGUCAAGUUGGGAUUGGAUCAGAACUGCGAUGUUAUCAGUGCAACUCAUUAACCCAACCACAUUGCGGAGACUAUUUCGACAAUCGAACUUUUCCACUAGUUGCUUGUCCAAAUGAUGGCAAGAAUUAUUCCAGAUGUGUCAAAAUGAUCCAGGAAAUGUAUUUAGAUGGAAAGUGGACUAGACGUUAUUAUCGAGAUUGUGCAGUAACCGGUGUAAUUGGUGCAGAAGAUGGUCGUUGGUGUAUUGAUCGAUUAGGCACAUAUCGUGUUAAAGUUCGUUAUUGUAAUUGUAAUAAUAAAAAUGGAUGUAAUUCAACUCCGCCAUUGUCUGUUUCACUGACAUUCAAUACAUUUAUGAUCAUUGGAUUAUUACUGUUAUUAUUUUAUUCUUCUCGAAUUAUUUAAGAUUAAAAAAUUCGUAUAUUUAUACAUAUACCGCCGUUUGUGUUUUACUUUCAUUAUAAAACACUUGUCAAUGUUUCAAUACGCCAAUACACAUAUCUGUUCAUAUUUUUAUUAUUUAUUUACAACGAAUAAUCAGAAAUCACCAGUUGUUGUUAUAAAGUUAAAAGUAAAAGAUCAUUUUAUCAUAGAGGAUUUUUUAUGGAUAAAAAAAUAUGA
Messenger RNA from Trichobilharzia szidati, 669 nucleotides. The record is from the annotation of a GenBank genome assembly. Lineage: Eukaryota; Metazoa; Platyhelminthes; Trematoda; Strigeidida; Schistosomatidae.